Molecule: messenger RNA, 1203 nt
Organism: Poeciliopsis prolifica (blackstripe livebearer)
Lineage: Eukaryota; Metazoa; Chordata; Actinopteri; Cyprinodontiformes; Poeciliidae
Gene: mkrn4
Product: makorin, ring finger protein, 4
Exons: 8
Coding region: 94-1152 (352 amino acids)
Biological process (GO): protein polyubiquitination
Molecular function (GO): metal ion binding; ubiquitin protein ligase activity
Source: RefSeq, a predicted model, not a curated record
AAACAGCUGUUAGCUAUUUAGAGAGAAAGAAGGAGGGUGUCUCGGUUGGCGGCUAGCUUAAAAAAAAAAAAGGCAGAAAAACGCGUUCACAAGAUGGACUCGGUUCGUAGUGGAAACAUUUGUAGGCGCUUCAUAAAUGGCUCUUGCAGAUUUGGCCGAAGAUGCAAGUACAGACAUGAGUUCACCCCUAUACCUGCAUCUCAAAUAUGUCGAUACUUUCAGAAAGGUGGCUGCUGGUAUGGUGAACGAUGCAGGUUCUUUCAUGUCCUUCUGCCUCAAGUUGGACCAGUAUUUCCAGGUAGAAGGGGUUCUGCGCCUGUAGCCUCCCCCUCUGGUAUGCCCCACUACUCUGAAAGAAGAGUGUCAGAACCAACUCUUUGGCGUGUUAAUGUUCCAUCCAGGCAGAGAUGCAGUGGAUCACAGUCAGCAAUUUAUCCCUUUAAUCUUCAGCAAGAAACUGGGAAUCUGCCUGAAUAUGUUUUGGAGGAACUGUCACAAGAAAAUUAUUUGGAAUCAGCCCCAAGUUCAGGUAUUGCUCAAGCAAGUGCAUGGCAAGGAAGAUAUGAGAGAGCCUCUAAAUCUGAGAUGUGUGAAGAUGGAGCUGCAGCAGCUUGCAAUGAAAAAAGUGAAGAAACUUUGGCUUUCCUGCAGAGCAAAAAUGUGGUCUGUGGGAUCUGUAUGGACAAAGUCUAUGAAAAGGAGAAUCAGAGAGACCGGGUCUUUGGGAUCUUGCCAAACUGCAAUCAUCCCUUUUGUUUAGACUGCAUCGCGACCUGGAGGAAAACAAAAGACAUCGGACUUGACGUCGUAAGGGCUUGUCCUCAGUGUCGAGUCAGGUCUGCUUUUUAUGUGCCAAAUAAAUACUGGGUGGAAGGUCAAGAAAAGGAAAAUGUAAUUGGUGCUUUCAAGAAAAAAUUUGGUAAGAAGAGAUGCUGCUUCUAUGACAGAUAUGGAUGCUGUCCCUUCAAAAAGGAGUGUCUCUAUCGGCAUGUUGGAGAUUCUUCUAACAGUCCAGUGUUUUCAUACUUCGCAGAGGAAGAGGAUGACAGUUUUACUGAUCUGCUUGGCUUUUUCAUAAGCAUGAGCCUUCUUGGUGGUGAAGAAGCGGAUGAAGAACUUCUCUUUUGCCUCACUGAAGAUUAUGGGUUUUAAGCAUUUCUUUUUUUCUUGGUAGUCUAAAAUACAAAGUCAAUCCACCUUUGA